This is a messenger RNA of Stylophora pistillata, 2973 nucleotides long. RefSeq names its product ATP-binding cassette sub-family C member 4. The record is from RefSeq and is a predicted model, not a curated record. Gene Ontology annotation, biological process: transmembrane transport. Gene Ontology annotation, cellular component: membrane. NCBI's taxonomy places the organism in Eukaryota, Metazoa, Cnidaria, Anthozoa, Scleractinia, Pocilloporidae. Gene Ontology annotation, molecular function: ABC-type transporter activity; ATP binding; ATP hydrolysis activity.
GUGUCAAUUUUGACAUCGAAGGAAAAGAUGCACGAAACUGGAUUCCUUCUUAAAGAUGUUCAAUUCUCCGUCGCGCCACAAGCUUUAACAGUCAUUACUGGCCCUGUAGGCAGUGGAAAAUCUUUUCUUCUUCGAGCUAUUGCAGGCGAAGAGUCAGUCACAGCUGGGGCAGUAACCUGGCCAUCUUCACUAGUUUACGUGCCUCAGACACCUUGGGUCUACUCUGGAACAAUAAGACAAAACAUUUUGUUUGGUCAGCCCUACGAUGAACCCAAGUACCUAACUGUAGUUGAAGCAUGCUGUCUUGUGGAAGACUUUCAUGCAUUUCCAAACGGUGACCAAACAGUUGUAGGUGAACGAGGUGCCGUUCUCAGCGGAGGUCAGCGCGCAAGAGUGAGCAUGGCAAGAGCAGUAUACAUGGAUGGAGACCUUUACUUAUUGGAUGACCCUUUGAGUGCCGUGGACAAGAAAGUUGGUCAACAUAUCUUUGCAAAAUGCAUAAAGGGUAUAUUGAGUUACAAAACGAGAUUGUUGGCGUCCCACCAAAAAGAACACUUCCAUGAAGCUAAUGAAGUUAUUGUUUUGUGCAAGGGGCGUAUGUUGGAAAACGGAAGUUUUGCUGAGCUUCAGAAAAAGGGGAUUGUAAGCACAACUCUUGCUUCAAGUUUUGAAAACUCUUUGAUUGGCAGCACGUCAGAAUCGAGAGAGUCUAUUACAGAGAAUGAAGAUCACUCAGAUGAAGAUAGAGUGGUGCCUAUAAAAAAUCAUGUAAAGGAACUGGAAAUAUCGGACGAAGACCGUGCUAUUGGAGGGGUGACUAUCAAGGUUUACUGGGAUUACUUCAGGAGUGGACUACACCCUUGUGCAAUCUUCGGAAUUACCUGUUUCUGUCUCUUCACUCAAGUCAUGAUAGUUUUACCUGAUGUAUGGCUGUCGUUUUUGACAAAGAAAACUCAAGAAGAACAGAAAGACGACGCAAACUUCAUCAUCUUUGGCUGUCUAGUGCUUAUAUCCUUCAUAUUUGCCGCUAUCAGAGCAGUUAUUCUCCUUUGGGCUUCUAUAAGAUGCUCUAAACGCCUUCAUGAUAAAAUGGUAGAAGCUAUUCUGAGAGCACCUGUUGUAUUCUUUGAUUCUAACCCUGUUGGAAGAGUUCUUAAUCGUUUUUCUAAAGACAUAGCCUGUGUAGACGAGCUUCUACCCAAAUCGUAUCUAUUUUCUAUCCAGAUGAUCUUGCAAAUGCUCGCCUCAAUUCUUAUACCCACGGUUGCCAAUCCCUGGCCUCUUUUUGUUUUUGUUCCGUUACUUGUUGCAGGUGUGUACAUCGUUAGGUAUUUCUUAGCAACUUCGAGACAGCUAAAAAGGUUAGAGUCAAUAAGUCGGAGCCCUGUGUAUUCGCAUUUCUCGGAGACCCUAAAUGGGUUGGAGACGAUUCGUACAAGUGGAAGACAGAGAGACUUUGUGGAACAGUUUAACAGAUUCCAGGAUGUUCAUACCCAAUCGUACAUCAUGUUGCAAGCAAGCGAAAGAUGGCUUGCUAUACGUUUUACAUUUCUCUGCACCCUCUUCAUAUGCGCAGUGGCUCUAGCGGCAAUAUUUGUUUCUCAAGAUGCCGCUUUUGCAGGGCUGGGGCUCGUUUACGUCUUUGAGAUCGUGGAAAUGAUGGAUUAUUCUGUCCGUAAAACAGCGGAAAUAGAGAAUUUAAUGACGUCAGUUGAACGAAUAAUGUCAUAUACCAAACUUGAGAGUGAGCCUGGGUACAAAGAUCAGAGACUUCCACCUCAAAACUGGCCCUUUCAGGGAAAUAUUACCUUUCAAGACGUGUCGAUGACGUACUAUCCAGGCGGACCUCAAGUGCUGAAAGAAGUAAAUCUUCACAUAGAAGGAGGAAGCUGUGUUGGUAUUGCAGGUCGCACGGGAGCAGGGAAGUCGUCAUUUGUGUCAGCUCUUCUGCGCAUGCCAGACGCCCAAGGUGUCAUAAUGAUCGAUGACGUUCCACUANAAUGGACAUCACCAAUUAUCGCCGCGGUAACAUGUUGUCAGGAUUUUGUAAAUUAUGAGAUUGUUGAUGAGUGUGUCAUUGUGGAUAGGAACUUUCUUCAUGACACACCCUGGAGUCUUCGAAAUAAAGGAGAGUUUAAGAAAGCCAUGUUAAUGAUCGUUUUUACCAGUGAGAGGGGUGGAUCUGCCAUGGUAUUUAUUGCAAAUCAGUCUUACGGGAUGGCGGAAAGUGUAGACAACGGAGUGAAUCUGUCUUUCUUUAAGGAAUUUCUGACAAAGUUCGCGAAGACUCAAAACAUAGGCAAUGACAAAAUGUUGCCUGUCUACGACUGGAUCGGCUCGCUGGCUAAAGAGCCAGAGAACUUUAAACUGUGUUCCUCGCCCGAAGUCGUGGCGAUACCGUGUGACCCCGUUAGUAACUGCACCCUUUACAUACAAGUUACGGACGAGUCAAAAUUAUCGUUGGAGGACUCUGACGUUACGUUCAAAGGGUAUGGCAGUGAGCAGAAGAAACCCGAAGGUUUGUACCAUGGUAUUCAAGUGCAAUUGGCAAGUACACCUCCAGAUUCCCUUGUGUUAGGUGACGAGUGCUUGGUUGCAGAUCACUAUGAAGGAGAAUUGUUAAUGAGAACUACACCAAGGCCAACCGCAGCCGGAAUUAUUGCAAUCUUGGAGUGCAUCCCGGAAAAUCCAAAAGAGGAUCAAAUCUUUCGCUGGUUGGAACGCUAUCUCAAAGGAUCAAGCAACGAAAUUCUUUCAAAAUUUCUCUGCUCCUGCUCUGCUACAGAUGUGUUAUUGCCUGAUCAUGGCAUUUCAAUGCGUACAAAGGUCAUACCACUUGUAGCUAUUCGCCCGAAAUCGUACACUUGUUUCCGCAGAUUAACUCUACCCAGAAGCUAUCAGUCAUAUUCACAGAUACGACACAACCUGGAAUUUUACCUUCGAGACUGUAGUAUCUGGGAUCUCAAUGACUAG